CUUCUUCUCAAACCAGACGCCGCUUACGUUCAGUAGCUGUUGGCUCUACAAAUGAGCUGAACAAUGGCUGAUGUUUACAGAUAUCCCGUUUUCUUUGAGUGUGAGGACCUGCUCGACAAAGACAAGGAGAAAAUAGAGCUUUAUUUCCGAGUCCGCCGCAGAUCAGGCGGAGGGGAGUGUCGACCCCUGAGGCGAGAGACCGCUUCAGUCUACAGCGUCGCCUUCAGAUAUAAGAAAGAUCAGCAGGCUGUCAAGCAGAGAUCCAAGCAUGUUGUGAAGCUUUCAGAUCAUCAAGUGGUGCUCACUGUCCAAAGCUGCCUUGAACCUUACACCUCUGCUGCUAAAGCUACAGCCCCGAGCCAGGAUUCAGCAGCUCCAGUACAGAGCCCACAGGCCAGUCCUGCCUCACUGCCUCCAUCAAGAGGUGAAAACUAUGAAUUACAACUUGAUGCUUACAUCCUCCGUUACUUGAAGGAAUGUCCCAAAGCUGGGAAAGAACUACAGGAAGAGCUCACCUCUGUUUCCUGCUCUGCCCGGCUUUACCCAGAGAAGGGAAGGGUGUUAGUCACAAGAUUGGCUCAACCUGGUGCUGCAGAUGGUGUUGGAGAUUGGAAAGCUGAGGUAGACAAAGUCUUUGAUGGCUACAUGUGCCACUAUGAGGCUGAUACUCACAAAGUUAAAGCUCUGCUUCAGUCCUGCAGCUCCCUUCAGACCACAGGUGAUGUAAAGGUGUACAUAGAGGUUGGGAUAGUUGUUGCUGUUGGGAGGCGUUUGCACCUGAGCGCCAUCUUGAUGGAUUUAGAGGACAAGUCAAGUGUGAGUGAGAAGGAAACCAGCAUUUGUCAGCUUGGUAAGGCCAAAGUGUGGCUCCUCUGGGAAGAGAUUGUGCACCGUUUGGGACAAAAUUUUCCAAAAGUGAAGGCCACUCAGGAUGAUGUUGGUCAAAUAGUUUUGGAAGGUUCCUCAGAGGAAAUUCUCAAGGCUAGAGAUCUGAUCUCAAAUGUGGAGAAGUUGGUCUUGGAAAGAGUUUCUGGUGUAAGCCCACAACUUGUGGCCUUCCUGAUGGAGGCCUAUGAAGAUCCUGGGGUGCUAGCUGAGUUUUUAGGUGUCAGAGAUGAGGUGGAAAUAGAGUUCAGAGACACAGAGCUAUGCAUCUUCACUAUGUCUCACGAUAAACUGGGUGACACAGAGAAACGACUUGCAGGAAAAUUCAAGGAAACCAGUAUAAAUAUUCCUAACUGCUCUGUUGUUCCAUCCGAGCUUCAGGAAAAGCUUGUGUGCCAGACAGUAAGGAUGAACCAAGAGCAAUGUAGAGUUCAGGUGGUGUUUAGCUUGGACCAAACGGUGUGCUUACUUGGUCACACAAAAGAAGUUGAAGUGCUCAGUGAAACUGUUAAACAGUUUGUCUUGGACCAGUCUUGUGUGCAAAGUAUAGUGUAUUUGCCAUAUCCGGAGUUAGCACAGGAGUUACCAGAGCUACUACAGCAGCAUUACUUGGACUAUUCAGGGGUUACCAUCCGCCCUUUGACAUCCUCCUCUGAGCCUGUUGUUGUGCUGGAAGGUCCAUCAGGGAAAGUAAGUGAGGUCAGGACCUGGUUGGAUUUAUUUUUGGACUCUCUCGAUCAGGACAGGGUCACCACCAAUGAUGAUGGGUCGGUUGGAUAUUUCCAAAUCUCCUCUCAGAGAUAUGAACCCCCAAGUUUGGGAGCGAAUCUGGCACCUGUAAGCUUGAGUGAAGCAAACACAACUAUUGCAUCUUACAGUCUUACAGGAGGGCUGAAGGUGCUUGUUUGUCUGGGAGACAUCACCAAACAGGAAGCUGAUGCUCUUGUGAAUGCUGCAAAUGAAAAUUUAGACCAUUGUGGUGGAGUCGCUGCUGCACUGAGCAGAGCAGGUGGUCCUGAAGUGCAGCGUGAGAGCAGUGCCUUAGUUAAGUCCUUUGGGAAAAUACCCACAGGUGAAGUGGCAAUCACCACUGGGGGGAACUUGAAAUGCAAGGCCUUGGUGCAUGCUGUAGGACCGUUAGGUGGAGGAUCAGAUGGAAAAGAAAGGGCGUUACUAGAGAAAGCUGUCCAUUCUGCUUUGGACUUAUCAGAAAGCAGGGGGUUCCAGUCUAUAGCCAUUCCUUGUAUCAGCUCAGGGGCAUUUGGUGUCCCUGUUAAAGUGUGCGCUCAGGCGAUUGUAACUGCCGUUAAAGAGUUUGGUAGUCAUGAAGAGCGAAGCCUGAGGAAAAUCAUCCUGAUUGAUAACAGAGAGGAAAUAGUGAGGGCAUUGCACGAAACAUGUGAGAAUCUUCUCCUAGGAGUGUCAACUGGGAAAAUUGCAUCAAUUGAAAAAGGGUUCCUAGGGGAGGCUUCUGCCCCAGACGAAGCAAGAGAUCCUGGAGAUGGAGUACAUGUGGAAAUCAUUCAGGGAUGCAUUGAGACACAACAGGUUGAUGCUCUGGUGUCGGCAAUGGUUGGCCAUGAUCCUCUCUCCACACGUAUCGGUAACACUUUGUUCAACAUGGCCGGACCUGAGUUGACAGCAACAUUUAGGAAGCAAGCAGGAGAGGAAACAAUGCCUGGUGACACAGUCCUGGUCGAGGACUUGUCUGAACUUCCAUUUCAUGCCGUGUUCUUCCUCAACCUCGCUCCCUGGGAUAAUGACAAGGAAGGAACUGCAGUUCAGGUUCUGAGAAUGGGCAUCAACCAAAUCCUAACUUCCUGUGACGAUAGAGGAUUUGGUUCUGUUGCUCUCCCUGUCCUGGGCGCUGGGAUUGCUCUGCAUUUUCCUGAGAGCUUAGUGGCUAGGGUUCUACUGGAGCAGAUUCGCACAUUUGAACAAGAGCGAGGCAGCAGAACACCAUUUGUUGUCCGGGUCGUCAUCCACCCAAGUGAGGAAAAGACGGCUGAGGUCUUCAAGUCAAUCCAAGAAGAUUUUCAGCCCAAAGACAUUAAAAGCAAAGUUCGACAACGCAGAGUGUCUGGUACAAAGAGAAUCGUGCUGCUGGGAAAAACAGGAUCUGGAAAGAGCAACCUCGGGAACACCAUAUUUGGAGAGAAGUUGUUCACCACCAACCAUACCCCCAACUCUGGAACACGACGGUGCCAAGCAGAAACCAGAUCUGUCAAUGGCAGAAGCAUCACGCUUAUCGACACUCCUGGUUUCUUCGAUGCAGAAAGGUCUGAGGAGGAGAUAAAGCCUGAGAUAGUGAGCUGCAUCACAGAGUGUGCUCCUGGGCAUCAUGCUUUUCUCAUUGUUCUCAAAGUGGAGAAGUUCACUGAGCACGAGCAGGCUGUCAUCGCUAAAAUAUGCCAGUAUUUCUCUGAAGAUGCUCUUAAAUAUGCUGUCAUUGUCUUCACACAUGGCGAUCAGCUCCCUAAAGGGGUGAAAAUCAAGGAGUUUGUCAGUCAGAAUAAAGAUCUGAGUGAUCUCGUGAAGAAGUGCAGUGGAAGAUGCCACGUCAUUGAUAAUAAAUACUGGAAGAACAAAGUGCAGAAUAACUACAGGAGCAACCAGCUCCAUGUGGAGGAGCUGCUCAAGACAAUAGAUGCAAUGGUGAUGGAAAACAAUGGAGACUUUUAUGACAAUGAGAUGUUUCAAGAGGUAGAGAAAGAAAUUCAGAAAGAGGAAGAGCAUAUCAAACAGUCUCAGGGUGACAUGCCAGUGGAAGAGAUCAGAAAAGCAGCAAAAAGCAUCUUUUCUGAGAAGUUUAUGAUCCAGCUGGCUGGCACUGCAACAGGAGUGUUGAUCGGGGCUUUUUUUGGUGUGGCAGCAAUGGUCGGACUAGUCAUCACAGCUGUGCAAAACUCUAGAACCGUACUGAAUGUCAUGAAAAAAAUGCCAGCAGUCGGAGGUACAGCUGCCACAGCAGUAGCAGGGAUGGAGGCGGCAAGUCUGACAACUGUAGGGGUGGUGGCUGGUGUGACUGCAGUGGGCUUGACUGGAGCAGGCGCAGCAAUCGGUGGGGUUAUUGGGCGUGAUGCAGCCGAGGGAGCCAAAACACCAAAGGAGGCAAUGACCAGAGCAGUCAAUGCAGUUCUUGAGAAAGGAAAGGCUGUCUUGAAGCAUUAAUGGCUGGCAUCUUGGCUGAUUUUAAUCCAGAGCCAUCUGUUUUAAGCUCUGUUGCCACUGGUGUUUAUGUAACGGAAAGCACUGUACUGGAUAUAAAUGGACACAGCAAAAGUAAAUCAGCAACAUGCAAGUGGCCGGCUCUGAUUAUAUGAAAGCGUGGAGAACAUGUAAGUGACAUUGAGAAACAAAAUGCCAUGGCUAAGGAGUGUAUCAACUUCAGAAAGCACUGCACUGGAUACAAAUGGACACAGAAAAGUAAAUCAACUACACGUAAGUUGCCCACUUCGAUAUAGCAGUCACAGUAGUGCUAGUGUAAGUGAAGCGCUAUACCGGAUAUAAAUGUACACAGCAAAGUAAAUCAACUACACAUAAGAAGAGACAAAAAGACGACAAAUGCAGUGUCCAGCAAAAUAACAUGAAACAUCUGCUACAAUUACUUCUGCCCACAAUCAGCCUCUUACUUGUGAUUAUGGUAUGUGAUUAGCUACUUUAAUUAUUAUAGUUAAGGGUCUUGGGGGCUCGGGUGUCCCGUCAAUUAACUUUAUUUCUGAUACUAUAAAUUUUUAUGCACAAAUUUGACUUGAAAUUGCUUUUAAUUUUGUAAAGGGGAACACAUUCAAUAUGAAUAAUACUGAUCAAAUAUAUUGUGCUAAAACUUCAUAUUGUCGAAAUAAAGUACCUUUUAACAUCACUGUCAAGGUCUGAACCAAAUGCUAAACAAAAGAACGUCCUGUCGAGUAAAAAGCAGCUUCAUUACCUGCACAAUAACGCAUGUUUACUUAAAGGGUACGUUUUAAACCGCAUUACCUUCAAAACUAAGUUGUGUUGAAUUUUUCUGAUUAUUUUUUGCUGUGUUUACUGUACAUACAACUCAACCAGACUUCACACAGAAUUUUUUUGGAGGAAGCUGGCAGGGAACAGGGAAAAAUGUGUCCAUUUUCAUUCACACAUGUCACACACCACACCCAAAAUGUUUUUUGAGAGCUCUUCAGGAGUUUCGUACAUGUGUGAAAAGGCUAUUUUAUAUGUAUUUUUAUUACUUGGUGCAGGGCAGGUAGCUUACAGUUUUUCUCUAUUAAAACUACAUGAUGAGGCAGGAAAACUUUUAAACUUCAAGAGGCUAAAAUCAUUGAGCUGAUGAUAUUUGCAAUCUGGUGAUAAGGCUGCACAUGUUUGACACUAUGAUUAAGGUUUACAUAAUUUAUGGUGACUUGAUGCACUUUAUGAAAGAGAAAAGUACAGCUUUAGGGGAGAGAAACAAUGGAAGAACAAAGAAAAGGCAUGCAUUACAAUAAUGAAGGUGGAGGGAAAUCUCAAAAUAUAAUGAACUGUUAAAAUAUGUGAGUGAAAUAUGUAAGAUCAUUGGGAAUAGUCCAUCUUUUUAUAUUGAUAUAGCACAAAACAUGUCUUCUUGAUAAUUAAUGAAGGUGAUUUCGUAAUCUAUGUGGUUGUUUGUGAACUCUGUAGCCUCAUUGUUGGCUUUUGUAUAUUUAUUUGAAUCUGAUUUCAACAAUAAAAUCAU
This is a messenger RNA of Cheilinus undulatus (humphead wrasse), 5578 nucleotides long. Its product is annotated as protein mono-ADP-ribosyltransferase PARP14-like. The coding region runs from base 64 to 4056 and encodes 1330 amino acids. The record is from RefSeq and is a predicted model, not a curated record. Lineage: Eukaryota; Metazoa; Chordata; Actinopteri; Labriformes; Labridae. Gene Ontology annotation, molecular function: GTP binding. The transcript is spliced from 7 exons.